Molecule: messenger RNA, 4298 nt
Organism: Ictalurus punctatus (channel catfish)
Lineage: Eukaryota; Metazoa; Chordata; Actinopteri; Siluriformes; Ictaluridae
Gene: tdrd7b
Product: tudor domain containing 7 b
Exons: 17
Coding region: 130-3483 (1117 amino acids)
Biological process (GO): lens morphogenesis in camera-type eye; lens fiber cell differentiation; spermatogenesis
Source: RefSeq, a predicted model, not a curated record
CCAAUCACUUCGAUGUAUCCCGGCUGGGUGAGUAGCGGGUGAGAGAAAGAGAGAGGGGACCGGCGCGCGCUCGACUCGGUGCGCUCUGACAGCUCGAGCUGGUUCUCACACUCACAAGCUCACAGCACGAUGGUGGAUGAGGAGGCAGUGAAGAAAAUACUGCGGACUGUUCUGCAGUCCAGGUCUUCAAUCUCCCUGUCAUGUCUUCAGGCUGAAUAUAAAGAACUGACAGGUGAAACCAUACCACACAAACAGCUGGGUCAUACCACAGUGGACGCCUUACUGCACAGCAUGCCCUCCUUGGUGCAACUGGACAGGAAUCGCUCUGGGGAGGUGAUGUGUUAUGCUGCUGUGGGGAAUGAAAAGGCAAACAUCACAAAGCUAGUGGCUCGACAGCAUGCAGCUAAGAAGACUGGCCGGCCUCAGAUGGUCAACUGCCAGUUGAGAGUCAAACCCAUUUCUCCUCUGGCAUUAAAUGCCAAACCCAGGACGUCUCUCAGGCAGCCUGAAUACCGGAGUCGUCAGGGUCGAGGCAGUAGUCGCACUGUGAGCAUGAGGGAGACGCAACCAGAUGGGAGAGGCAGUAAAGUACACAACACUCCACCAAACAUGCCCAGCAGAAGGGGCAGUCUGCCUUCUGACAAGUAUGACAGGGCAAGACACCCUGAGUCUCCACUUCAAAUUCAGACCUUUACCUUUUUCAGAUCGGAUAAAAGGAUGACCCUGCCAUCCAGAUUCCAAAAGGAAGUGCACACCCAUCUGUCUAGGAACCCUCAACAGAGCCACACUCCUUCAAACCUUAAUGAAAGCACCCCUCCAUCAAAACCCCGGACCCAAAUAAGCCUCUACAGUCCCAAACUGGUGCAGUCCCGCCUCAAAGAGGUUCUAAGCAAGCAUAGCAAUGGCUUCUGGGUGUCUAAACUUCCACAAUUAUACCGGGAGCUAUACAAGCAAGAGCUGCCCAGUGAAGCCUUGAAAGAUCUGGAACAGUGGACCCAUAUUUGCACAGUCGAGAAGCCAUGCAGUAGCAAAUCUCAGGAGCUACUGUUGUACCCUGCCAAGGAUGUUAGCCAGUCCACUAACACAUAUAGCCUUGAAAUGACGCACUUCCCAGACAUGCACUUUCCAUCACCUCCAAAGCCCCAGAAAGUGUCCAGAAAACCUAAGAAUAAUACAUCAAGCCAACUGGCAUCCCCCAAGGCUCUACCUGAGGACCUCAAACAAAACCUGGCAGAGCUGCUUCUUAAGUACAGCAGUGGCUUAUGGGCUCAUGCCCUCCCAAAACUCUACCAGGAUACCUACAAGACCAACCUGCCUGAGUAUGUCCUUGACAACUUGCCCUUGCUCUCAGAUAUCUGCACCAUUGACUACCCCGUGCCAGACAACCCCAAAAGGGCAAUUCUGUAUGUGAAGGUAUUAGAGGAUGAAAACUGCAAUCAGACAGACUCAGCAGAACUGAAGGCGAGAGAGGAGGCAGGGAGACGUCUCAGUUCUCAAUCUGUGCCUCCUCUGCUUAUUCCCAGGGAGGAGUACCCCUCAGUACUGGUGGUCGAGGCAAGCAGCACUAACAGUGUAGUUCUCAGAUACAUCGGUGAGGCAUAUUCCAAGGCCCAGGAAAAGCUGGAGGAUGAUAUGAAGGAAUUCUAUAGACAGGAUAACACCCGGAAGCCACUGAUCUCAUUAUCAUCAGGCCAACUAACUGCAGCCAUUGCUGAAGAAGAGGAAGAGAUCCUCCGGGCACAAGUGUGUGAGGUCAAGUCUGAUAAAGUCAAGGUUUAUUAUGUGGAUCACGGCUUUUCUGAUGUUAUUAGUAAAAGCAAGCUGCUUGAGUUGCAUGAGAAAUUUUUCAAACUGCCUUUCCAAGCUACCAAAUGUAAAUUGGCUGGCCUUGAAGCCUUUGCUCAGGAGCCAGCAGUGCUGAAAAAAUUUGACUCCAUGGCAAGUGGUAAAAUCCUACUGGCUGAGAUCCUAGAGCGAGAAGACAUUCCACUGAUGGUUUUAUAUGACACGUCACAGGAAGACGACAUUAAUAUCAAUGCUUCCUGUCUGAAAGCCCUGCAAGAGAAGUCUUUCGAGAGCCCUCUGCAGAUAAACAGUGCCUACAUGAAUGUGAGUGUGACCAGUGUGUGUUCGGAUGGGAUGUUCUACUGCCAGCUGCCCUCUAGUGGUUUGACCAAACUCAGCGAAAUACUGGAGAAGACCGAGAGCUAUUUCCGCAACCAGGUUACAUCAGAGUCGCUGGUGUCUAGACCUUUCUGUGGAAAAGGCUGUCUGGCUCGAUACAAAGGCAAAUGGUCUCGAGUCGAGAUAACUAACCUGCACGGUAGCCGAGUGUUGGACAUCCUGUUCGUGGAUGUGGGGGUGCAGGCAUCUGUCGAAGUCAUUGAGCUGAGGGAAAUCCCGCACCCUUUCUUACGUGACCUUAUCUCAAUUCCUCCCCAGGCAGUGAAAUGCUGUUUGACUGACCUGCCUGUCAGCGUGGGCUGCUGGACUCCAGAUGCAGUGCAGUGGCUUAAAGACACAGCUAUCCAUUGCAGUGACUGCAGCUUGAAGAUUGUUAAAGUGGAGGAGAGCAAGCGCCUUGCCCAUGUCUACCUGUUUACUAAUAAGAACUUCCAAGACCUUAACCACAGCCUCAACCGUCAGCUUGCCAACUCGGAUCUCUGGAAGCACCAGGACGAUGUCUUCCUGAGCAGCCAGGGGUCUCUGAAGAGCUCAACUCGAACUACAUCAUCAAAUACACCCACCACAGCCCCCACCACUAUCCCUACACCCUCUACUGGCACCUCCAGCCCAAGAACCAACAGAGCAUGCAAGGCUCCACACACACCUAAGAGGCUGGCACCCCAUUUAGGUUCCAGUAGCAUCCUGUCUGGGAGUCUGACUCUGCCACCUGUUCUUGAGCUCCCUCAAAUGGGACAGAACAUGGACAUUUAUGUGUCAGUCGCAUGCCAUCCAGGUCAUUUUGUGCUUCAGCCAUGGCAGGAUAUGUACAAGCUGGUCGUCUUAAUGGAGGAGAUGAUUCUGUACUACAACAAGACAGAUGAGAAGCCACUAACAGUGGAAAAGAACCAGGUGUAUGCAGCCAAAGUGGAGAACAAUUGGCAUCGCGUGCUUGUGAAAGGAGUUCUGAGCAACGGCCUGGUGUCAGUUUAUGAGCUCGACUAUGGUAAGCAUGAGCUGGUUAGCUGCACUGUGCUGAGGCCCCUCAUCCAGGAGUUCAGGCAGCUCCCUUUCCAGGGCAUCACUGCUCAGCUGGCAGGAGUGAAGUCGAGGCAGUGGUCUGAAGAAGCUUCCAUUGUAUUCAGGAACCACGUGGAGAAAAAGGCAAUGGUGGCGCAGGUGGAAUCGGUGCAGGAGGCAGAACAACCAUGGGACCGCAAGCUCACCGUCUACCUGGUGGACACGUCUCAGGAGGACAGUGACAUCUGGGUCCAUGACCUUAUGGCUGAAUUUACAGAUGAGCUCACCAAAGCAGCGUAACAGUUUGGGUUAUCUGUAUGUAGUCUUGGAAGAAUUUUGUGAGUGUGCAUUCAUGGGUUCUAGCUGGAAAUGCUGCUUGUAUUUGACUUGGAGUUUUGGAAUUUAUUACACUAAAAAGAUCAUUUAAUUAUAUCAAUCAUAGCUGCAAGGUGAAUGACACACACGGCAUUGCGUUACCUGUAGAGCAACUCUACUCUCGCCUUUAAGCUUGAAUUAUUGUGAAGAUCCAUUGAAGCUUUGUCAAAUCAGUGAGUUAUGGGAAAAAUCCACCAAGGAAAGUGCACACGUAUCAAACUUAAGAUGUGAGAUUUAAACUGUAUUUAAGAUUCAAUUAAAAGGUAUUCAUUAAUUUAUCAUCAGUAAGCAGUUCAGUUAUCCUGGUCAGGGAACAUCGGGAGUGAGGGAGGAGGAAUUCACCCUCGCACACACAAAAAAACAAACAAAAAAAAAACACAUUCACACUUGGGUGAAAUUCAGAGCUGUCAAUCCACCUACUGACAUGUUUUUUUGGGGGAGGUGGUAGGAAAGAUUAAAAGAUUAUUUAAUUUGACUAAUGUCUAGUUUGCCACAGGUUUAAAAAGUUUUUAAUAUUUUUUAAGCUGCCAUUCAGGCACCAGAGGAUUCUGCACGGUUAACUACUGUAGAAUCUCACACAAUUACCCGAACAGGAGAAUUUACAUGAUAUUACUGAAUGUUUACUAAGUAAUGAAUGUUUACUAUUUUGACCAAGCUCAACGGAGUCCGCCAGAAUUGUUUACGAAGCUAGUGAAUCAUUCCAUUUCUUCCUGACAUGGAAUGUGUCAAAGCUCAAGAGG